Molecule: messenger RNA, 2744 nt
Organism: Paralichthys olivaceus (Japanese flounder)
Lineage: Eukaryota; Metazoa; Chordata; Actinopteri; Pleuronectiformes; Paralichthyidae
Source: RefSeq, a predicted model, not a curated record
AUGAUUUACUACCAGCAUCGACCUGCCGGGCUCACCGCCAGAUGUUGUUCUGUCUCCCACAGCAGCUCACGAGACUCUGAGGAGCCUCUGGACAGAAAGAGCAACAGUGACCGGUGGAGCCGUCCGUCGCCCACCUCCAUCUUUCACCCAGAGCUCCUCUCCACAACAGCUCUGCAGGAAAAGACUCCUGCACACACUCCGGCUCCAACCUCAGAGACUCAAACAGCCGCUGAGCAGCAGCAACAACCAGCGGAGUCCACGUCCAGGUCCGAAGCUGUGGGUGAAACCAGGAGCAGCACCAGAGGCCCCACCCUGAAGCCUCCACAGUUCACUGAGCCUCCCUUCAUCGGGGACACCUACAUGGGCGAAGACGUCCCUCCACAGAAUAACUGCACUGACGGCGUUAGAAGUCGAGUUGCUCAGACAGAGUUUGGUGGACGGUUUCUGAGGAGGAUUCCGGUUCUGCAGUGGGCCGAUCACCUGAGCCGAGAGCAGUACCAGCGUCUGAGUCAGUACCCAGGAGCUCAUGGCUGGGGGGGGAUCGACUACAACUGUGAGACCAACGGGGCGAUCAUUAAGGGCUUCGAGCAGGAUGUGGGGUCUCGGACCACCCACUACACCUUCUCCACCAACACGUUAAUGAACUCUAUGAGGAGCUACGCGGGACUCGGCUACAAGGGACCGCCGCUGUCUCAGGAAACACGAUACGUCUUCCUGCCCGACCACGACCGUGACUACCUGCUGAUGAAGGCUGCAGCCACGCACGUCCCAGUGGAGAGAGGGCCCGAGCGAGCCAAAGAUCCCACCAAGUUCUUCGGAGAGGACGUGACAGCGGAGAAGCUGAAGAUGUACCACCCCGACUUCAUCCGUUACCUCAGGAACAGAUUCCUUCGAUCCAGUGCUCUGAAAACCAAAUACAAGGACAUCUAUCGUCCGUCGACCGGAGCUGUGAUGCUGUUGGCUGCACUGCAUUCCUGCGACCAGGUGAGCGCCUACGGCUUCAUGACCCCCGACUAUAAGAACUACUCCGACCACUACUACGACAGCAACUACCACCCAGUGGGCUUCUACAUCAACCACGACCUGCGCAUGGAAAUGACUCUGUGGCAGCAGCUGCACCAGGCCGGCCUCAUGCGACUCUACAUGCACUGAAUUCAGGUCGACAGGAAAUGAAGUCAUCGGGUCUGCAGUCGAGCUCCGAGCUCGAGGAGGCAGGAAGUCACGGCGGUUCAUGAUUCUCUGAACUGACCAAAUGACAGAAGUUUUUUUUUUCAUGAAGGAAACAUUAUUUUUUUGAACUGUUCAGCGAACAGACUCAGUUUAUUUUAACAAAGACGUGUCUGAGUGAGACGUUUUAAUCACAUCAUCCCAGAGAGCGAGGGUUUGGUGAUCUGCAGGAUGCGUCAGACUGGAUAAACUAACAAACAGCAAACCAAUGUUCAAGAUCCCCAGAGGAUAAAUCCACAGAUUUUUCAUGUAGCGCCAUCUUCAGGUCAUUUAGUGAAAUAUCUCCUCAGAACCAGAUGCCACUUGAAAUAAAGAUGGACGACAUGUUUCCACUUUCUAAAUUUUCCUCAGGAUUGAUAAAGGAUCCAUCCAUCAAUGAAGCCAACUUUAUAUCGUCAGGUAACUAAUUCAAACCAAGCUAAUCUGAAACACUUGAACUGACAAACACUUACUCGGGUUUGAUGUCAGUUGUUAAAACCAGUUUUAUCCCUGAGGCUGGAAAUAAAACAAGAAACAAGCGUCAGCGUGCUCUCAGCUACAUCAGCUUGGAUUAGGACAGAUUUAAUCAUUUAUAAUCUAUUUAUUCCCGGCUCUGUCUGUUGAGGGCGCCGAGAGUUUAAAACAAACACUGUCUGAGCUUUAAUCUGUUUUAAAAUCAGUUUUCCUCCUUCAUGAAUCACUAAACCCAUGUUCGCUGGGAGGGGUUUAUCGUACAAUCAGUCUUUAAGUUUCUUGCUGCUGUGGUAGCGCGUGUUGACGAGGGGACGAGUCUGCAGCUCAGUCGGCCACUUGCUCAAAAUAUCUCCUCGCCCUAAAUAGAAGGUUGGAGCACUGCUGGCAGUGACUGGUCUGACAUUUACCCACAACUCUCUCUGUCUGUGUGUAUUUACUGUACGACUGUGGAUGGUAACACAAAUCAUGAAGCUUAACGGGAAGUUUGAUUAGUUUGAGGAACUUAACUUAUUAUUUUCUGUGGUCUUUCCUCUUUUAAGCACGUUUCUCUACGAGGUGCCACACUGACGAUCAGAACGACGUGUGGACUCUUUCUGUGCCUUCUUAAUGUGAAUCACAAUGUUUCCAUGACAACACAAACCAGAACGUCUGUGGCCUUUUCUCUGUUUGGAUUUCGAGGCCGUCGCCGAGGUCUCGUCCGGAGGAAUGUGCUCCUUCACGCUGCUUCACCUGGACUCCGCUCUGAGCCGUGACAAUGAAGGUCGAAGUUCAUGGAGAUUUAUUGUCAAACUGAACUAAGUGGCACAGAUUGUCUCUGUCGUUGAACAGAUGUUUUCAUGAUGUUCCAGGCGUUGACACUAUACUGUAGAGGAAAGAAACCAAAGACACACUGUAAAUCAGGGGAUAUUCAAAAUGUACUUUAUAUAUGGAACAGUCAUGUGGAAUACUGAACCGUGUUUUUACGUGUAAUGGGAGGAAGACGAAAGCUUUAAUUUGUGCAAUUUCACUUUUUUAUUUUGAACUUUUUAAAAAUCUGUAUAAAAGGAAACUGUGAUUUUAUCUCA